This is a messenger RNA of Coturnix japonica (Japanese quail), 3143 nucleotides long. It is a transcript of the gene HOMER2, whose product is annotated as homer scaffold protein 2. Gene Ontology annotation, biological process: protein phosphorylation; G protein-coupled glutamate receptor signaling pathway. The record is from RefSeq and is a predicted model, not a curated record. Gene Ontology annotation, molecular function: ATP binding; protein serine/threonine kinase activity; G protein-coupled glutamate receptor binding. NCBI's taxonomy places the organism in Eukaryota, Metazoa, Chordata, Aves, Galliformes, Phasianidae.
CCCCCGCUCUGCCGCCUGGCGGGGCGGCGGGUGCCGCGGGAGGCUGCUCGGUGCCGCCGCCGCCCGGGAGGGAGGUUAUGUAAGGGGGAAGGGAGGCGGCGGGAGGAGGAGCAGGACGCCUCGCCGUGCCGCCGGGUAGCAGCAGCCAGCCGGGGCCGGGAGCGGGGCGGCCGCAUGUGCGAAGUGGGAACCCGGCCGCCGCUGGCCGCCGAACGCGGGGAGCCGCCCGGGGGGGCCGCCGCCUCCGAGAGGUGCCGAGACAUGGGAGAACAGCCCAUCUUCACCACCAGAGCCCAUGUCUUCCAAAUUGAUCCCAGCACGAAGAAGAACUGGGUCCCUGCAAGCAAGCAGGCUGUAACUGUUUCCUACUUCUAUGACAGCACGAGAAACAGCUAUCGGAUUAUCAGUGUGGAUGGAGCCAAGGUGAUCAUAAACAGCACAAUCACCCCCAACAUGACCUUCACAAAGACAUCCCAGAAAUUCGGACAGUGGGCAGACAGCAGAGCCAACACUGUUUUCGGGCUGGGCUUUCCUUCUGAGCAGCAGUUGUCCAAGUUUGCAGAGAAAUUCCAAGAAGUGAAAGAGGCUGCCAAGCUAGCAAGAGACAGAUCUCAAGAGAAAAUUGAGACCUCAAGCAAUCAUUCACAGGAAUCUGGGCGUGAAACACCAUCUUCCACCCGGGCAUCCAGCGUGAAUGGGACAGAUGAUGAGAAGGCAUCCCAUGGUGGUUCUGCUGAGGCACAGCUCAAGUCUGAGAAUGAUAAACUAAAAAUUGCUCUAGCCCAAAGUUCCUCCAACGUAAAGAAGUGGGAGACAGAGCUGCAGACGCUGAGGGAGAGCAACGCCCGACUGACCACAGCACUGCAGGAGUCAGCUGCCAGCAUAGAGCACUGGAAGAAGCAGUUCUCAGCCUGCAAGGAGGAGAACGAUCAGCUCAGAAGCAAGAUUGAAGAGCUGGAGGAGCAGUGCAAUGAAAUAAAUAAAGAGAAGGAAAGAAAUGCACAGCUGAGCAGACGUCUCCAGGAGCUGGAAACAGAGCUUCAAGACAAAGAGCUGGAACUGGAAGAGCUCCGAAAACAGGGUGAAAUUAUACCACAGCUCAUGUCAGAAUGUGAAUCUGUAUCUCAACAAUUACAGGAUGCUGAGAAUAAGAACAAAGAUCUUGAAGAGAAAGUCAGAACACUAAGGACAGAAGUUGAAGAGAGCAAACACAGGCAGACCAACCUUAAAACUGAAUUAAAGAAUUUUUUAGAUGUACUAGAUGGGAAGAUAGAUGAAUUACACGAUUUCCGACAAGGACUGUCUAAACUUGGAGUUGACAACUAGAUGGCAAUAGAUUUUUGUAAUCUAGGGUCUGGAUGUUUGAUGUUUUGUUGAUCCCAAUCAUGUGUUUUACGAAAUAUAACUAGAAUGUUCCACCUGUUUGCAUUGUUUUUGUACAUAGAGGCUGAAAAUUUGAUGUGGGUUAUUUUGGGUUUUUGUUUCUCUGUUUGUUUUCCAAACCAAUCAUGCUGCUCACUGAAUUCUGUUGAGGUUAGAAACUUUCUAUGCUGCUGCUCUGGCUUUGUGGGGUUGGGAACAGGUAGAGGGUUCUGUCUCAGGAAUCUGGAACUAGAUCUACCUUAAAAUGAAUAUGCAGUUAGUUGUUGCAGGGAAAUUUAUAUCUUUCUUAAGGGCUGUUGCAACCAUAGAAACAGAAAACAAGUCUUUCUUUUCCAGACUAUCAGCACUCCUAGCAACGUAUCCUUUUAUUCCUUGGCCAAGCAGAGAGAUUAGAUGGAGCUCCUGCAGUCUGUAAAUCAGCCUUGUGAAAUGUGCCUGUGAUGAUCUGCAGUCAAGUGAAUUGCUUGACACGCGUGCCAGUAUCUUUAGGGACCACGUUGAUCAGGUCUGAUUCAGAGAGUGAAAUCUAGAGGAUUUCAUAUAACCUCCAGUUCAGGCUGCAUGUGCUUGCUUGGGUCCGUGCAGCGCCAAGUCAACACUGUAGAAAUGAAUUCCAGCUCUUACACUUCAAGUCACACGUUACCCAUAGGUGAGAACAGCUUUUCUUGCUCAGCAAAUCCAUCUCUCAUUAAACCGUCAUCUCAGUUUUGAACCCUUAUUGUUCAGUCGCUAUGUGUGCCUCUGAAAAGUACACACCUGAGUCUUGGGACCAGAUAUUUGUUUUAGGAGGAGACGUACUGCUGCUUGGUACGCAGCGCAUGUGCACCUCUGCGCACCUCCAUCACUGCUGCUCAGCUGCCACAGCAGGGGCUCAAGAGGCAUGAUCAGAAAAGCAUCAGGAGGUCAUAGGAAGCAGCUUCCUGCCCAGGAGACUUGCAGGUAAUGACUGCAUGAAACCAAAACCCCUUUCUUUCCUAUGAUUCCUGCGUUCUCCCCUCAGGAGACAGGUGGGUGAGAGUUAGUCACCUGGGUAGACUGACAAAGAAAAAACCCAACCUCAAAGGCAGAAAAUGUAGUCUUUGUUUAUCCAGCAGCUCUAAACAGGUAUUGGGAAAUGCAGACUCAUACGCCAGACUGCAGCGAAGACAUUGUUGUGACAUGGACUGAUGUGAGAAGGAACAGAGAGGAGCCCAUGUUUUGCUUUUAUCCCUAGGAAUUCCAUCAGCUUCUUUCGUUUCUUUCUCCGUAUCCUGGUUUGAGAUUCUGUUUAUGCUGCAUCUGAAUUCAUUCAGGAGAGAACUUGUGAUUAUGGAUAUUAUAUUUGCUCCUAUCAGGUGAAAGCUUGGUGAAGCACCAGGUGAGUGCAUUCCAGAAGUGACUGAUUCAAUAGCCACGCCAUAAUGUUUGCAUAUUAUUUCUUAGGGAUUUUUUCUUUCUUGGCAUGUUUCUAUUAUAAAAGUGACCUUUAAAAGAUGUGGGUUAUAGAUGAAACACGCGUUGAAUUAUUUUUGUACAUGGCUAUAUAAUUCACAUGCUGGAGAUGGGUUUUGUCUGCCAUUGUCCCAUGAGUUUUCAUUUCAUCCAUUGCGUUACAGUCAUCACCUAUUUUUUAGACUGGAUUUUUUGUACUCUUGCUUUUAAUCCUUUUAAUUGACACAUGUGAAGCUGGGACCUUUUAUAACCACUAUGACCAUUGAAGUCUUUUAAAAAACAAAUGCUGUAGGCUGUUGAAAUUUAAAAAUAAAAAUAAAAAUCAGGUA